AUGAAGUCCUUCAUUGCUCUGUUCUUCGUCCUGGCCGUCGCCGCCGUCUACGGUGCUGAGGAGUCGAAGGUGACCGAGAAGCGUGGAAUCGGCUACGGUGGACUCGGCUACGGAUACUCCGGCUACCCGGGUCUGGCCGGACACGGCUACUACGGCGGACUGGGCGGAUACGGAUACGGUCACGGACUCGGCUACGGCUCGGGUCUCGGAUACGGAUCCAGCCUCGGCUACUACGGCUCGUACCCGGGCUAUGGCGCGCACUCCGGAUACUACGGUGGCUACACCGGUGGAUACUCCGGCUACCCGUACGGUCUCGGCUACGGACUUCACUAA
Anopheles coustani is the source of this 333-nucleotide messenger RNA. Its product is annotated as keratin-associated protein 19-2-like. The record is from RefSeq and is a predicted model, not a curated record. The transcript has 2 exons. The coding region runs from base 1 to 333 and encodes 110 amino acids. Lineage: Eukaryota; Metazoa; Arthropoda; Insecta; Diptera; Culicidae.